Messenger RNA from Thunnus maccoyii (southern bluefin tuna), 2109 nucleotides. RefSeq names its product family with sequence similarity 174 member C (gene fam174c). The transcript has 3 exons. The record is from RefSeq and is a predicted model, not a curated record. Gene Ontology annotation, cellular component: extracellular region. Lineage: Eukaryota; Metazoa; Chordata; Actinopteri; Scombriformes; Scombridae. The coding region runs from base 152 to 559 and encodes 135 amino acids.
UCUCUGUGUGACGUCAGCAGUAGGUGGACGUGAACUUCCUAGUUUUACUUUUUGUCAACAAAGCGGAGUUCAGCUGACGACGUGUCUCUGGGAAAGUCCCGGUCCUUCUCCGGUACUUCAUUUCUUCUAGUCGCGUGUUUGUGGAGGUAAAAUGACACUUUACGGACUUCUGUCGGCGGUUCUUGUACCGAUCUGUUGGGUCUUCGUGUCGGUGGCUGUGUCGGUGUCAGAGAAUCCGAACCGACCGGCCGCCGGCAGCACCGCGGCGCCCCGACCCGCAGUGACGAACUCUAGCCGGGUAAACUCCACCGCCAGCGGCGGAGGGCUAUUCCACGGCCUCGGCGUGGACUCCUCCAUGAUCCAGCGGGCCCUGUACGUCCUGAUCGGCAUCACCAUGAUCGGAGUCCUGUACUUCCUCAUCCGAGCUGUGCGGUUGAAGAAGCCGGUCCAGAGGAAGAAGUACGGUCUGCUGUCUGACUAUGACGACUCUGUGGAGAUGGAGGCGGUGGAGAGCGACGAGGACGACACGCUGUAUGAGGCUCGCAGCCUCCGCAGAUGAGUCCAGUUGGAGUUUCUUUGCCUUCGGACGAGUGGAGACCUGCCUGCUGUGUUUACUGAAGACAUGGAUGUCAGCUGAUAUUGAUUAUUGAUUGGGAGAGGACUGACUGCUGGAGUAAGAAAGUGGACCAAAGUUAUUGAACAUAAAUGCCAAAGCUGCUCGAGACCCUGAGCAGGAUAAUCAUUAUUUUUUAACGAGGUGUCGGAUGGAACGAAACUCUCCUCUGUUUAUUUUCUUUUUCUUAGUUUUUCAUUCUGAGCUUCUCUGCUCCAAAAUGUGCUGAAACUACUGUAAACUGACUGGAGAGCAGCUGAUAGAGCUGCUCAGAGGUCAGUCUGACUCUCCACACUGAGACCAGCUCACAGCAGAUCUGGAGGUCCUGGACACGCUGGAGGAUUCAGGACUGAAGAAUGUUUUCAUGUUGUCUCCUUCAGAUUGUGGCUCUAAUAUGAAGUCACAUCAAGCUUCACAUGUUCAAAGAAACUGCUUCUCUAAAGAUGAUGAUGAUGAUGAUGAUGAUGUCACUUUUCUAUGUGAAUGAUGAAUAAAUAUACAGAUGUGAAGUGUGAGGAGAAGUUUCCUGGUUCAUGCAGGAAAAGUCUGGUUCAUGUUUUCACAGAUCACAAAGUCAGUUUCUGAUCAACAUGAAACUUAAGAUGAACAUCUGCUUCUCUGGUAAAAGCAGUGGACAUAAACACUGAAGGAGAGACGUCUACUACGACUCCCAAGGUGCAUUUCAGCGACAAACAUCCAAUCACAGAGCUUCAGAUUCUGUUACAUGUGCCUCUAAUGAUGCGUUCAUGUCAUGUCAGAGUUACCGUAGUCACAAGUUUCUGACUUAUAAUAACACAGAAAAAACCCAAUUAAAGCCAGAUUUACUGGUUAUGAUGUCAUCAGUGAGCUGCGAGCGUUCACCAUCAGAAAGAUUCACAUGUUCACGUCAGCUGACAGCUGAUGACAUCAUAUCCAUUCAAUUUGGCUUUAAUUACAUUGACUUUGGCUGAUGUGAGGCGUCCAUGUUGGGUUUUUAGACACUUCUGUGUUAUUAUUAUGGGAUAUAUCAGAGCUUUCAGUAGAAUAACAUGAACGAAGCUUCACAUCCCACCGACAGCGUGACCGCUGCCUGACGGCGAGCAGAGACCAAAGAUUAUCGUUUUAUUAUUUUCAUAUUCUGGAUUCAUUGUGAAUUAAUUCAGUAACCAUGGCGAUGUGUUAAAUUCACUCCGACUGCCUUCUUCUCCAUAGCAACAGCAGCUGAGGAUCAUGGGUAGUGUAGUAUUUAGAGCUGUGUGACAAACUGUAAAACAAAUAAUGUGAACUGAUGGUCACAUGAUGAUGACGAGCAGCAGCUGUUGAUCCGUCACAGACGGAAACUCAAAAACAAAACCUGCAACUUUCAUUCACUUAAUGAAGAGUUUUGGAAAUCAAGUUUUAAAAUAAUUAAAUUGUUGUAAAUUUCAAUUAAUGCUGUGAAUUUAUUUCUAUUAUCAGAUUGAAAGCUCGUUACUGCAUUUGCACUUCUAAACAGAGCUGCAACGAUUAAUCAAUUA